GACGUCGGCAUCGCGGACUUCCGGUCGCCGCCAUCUUCCUCGCGCGGAAGCCCGCGGCUGGGUGGGAGCCCGGGAGCGGGUUCGGCAGACGGUGCGGCCUUCGCCAUGCCGUCGUCGCCGCUGCGGGUGGCGGUGGUGUGCUCGAGUAACCAGAAUCGGAGCAUGGAGGCGCACAACAUCCUCAGCAAGCGGGGAUUCAGCGUCCGGUCCUUCGGAACAGGAACUCACGUGAAGCUCCCAGGACCAGCACCUGACAAGCCCAAUGUCUAUGAUUUCAAAACUACAUAUGACCAGAUGUACAAUGAUCUUCUAAGGAAAGACAAAGAACUCUAUACACAGAAUGGCAUUUUACACAUGUUGGACAGAAAUAAGAGAAUCAAGCCUCGUCCAGAAAGGUUCCAGAACUGCAAGGACCUGUUUGACCUGAUCCUCACCUGUGAAGAGCGGGUCUACGACCAGGUGGUGGAAGAUCUGAACUCCAGAGAGCAGGAGACCUGCCAGCCAGUGCACGUGGUCAAUGUGGACAUCCAAGACAACCAUGAGGAGGCCACCCUGGGAGCCUUCCUCAUCUGUGAGCUCUGCCAGUGUAUCCAGCACACUGAAGACAUGGAGAAUGAGAUUGACGAGCUGCUGCAGGAGUUUGAGGAGAAGAGUGGCAGGGCCUUCCUGCACACAGUCUGCUUCUACUGAGCUCCACCUCCUUCAGGCUCCUCCUCCCAAGUGUCUUUACCCGGAGGCAUUCUUGGUGGAUGGUGUAUGGACUGUACAUAUAGGAUGAAAAGGUACACAGAACCGCCAGAUUAAAGACCAUUCUCAACCCCACUUCUCUUUACCAAAAGUUACCGCCCACUGCCCUAGGGUGUGCCUGUUGCUCUGCCUUGCUGUCUUCUCCCCCAAUUGCUGGAUUGUACAAAUACCUGAAUAAAGCAACGAGCUGUAUCUUAAAAGAACCUGGAAUUACCCAAUAAAUAGAGGCUGCUAGUUGUCAA
Messenger RNA from Ictidomys tridecemlineatus (thirteen-lined ground squirrel), 989 nucleotides. It is a transcript of the gene Ssu72, whose product is annotated as SSU72 homolog, RNA polymerase II CTD phosphatase. Gene Ontology annotation, molecular function: phosphoprotein phosphatase activity. Gene Ontology annotation, cellular component: nucleus. NCBI's taxonomy places the organism in Eukaryota, Metazoa, Chordata, Mammalia, Rodentia, Sciuridae. The record is from RefSeq and is a predicted model, not a curated record. Gene Ontology annotation, biological process: mRNA processing.